Molecule: messenger RNA, 5309 nt
Organism: Lethenteron reissneri (Far Eastern brook lamprey)
Lineage: Eukaryota; Metazoa; Chordata; Hyperoartia; Petromyzontiformes; Petromyzontidae
Product: phosphatase and actin regulator 1-like
Biological process (GO): actin cytoskeleton organization
Molecular function (GO): actin binding
Source: RefSeq, a predicted model, not a curated record
CCGCGGCAGCCCUCCUCCGUGUGACGACGUCUCCGCGACGUCGCCUCUACCCGCCUGCUGCACGGGGCCACUGCCGUCCCCAGCGCAGCGUGCGGACAGUUCCCAGUGAAGUUUUGAGCCCGGCCUGCACCCGAGAGGAGGAGUGUUGUGGGUCACUUCGGGGACGGAAGGCCGGCCUGUCAAGACAACGGAACACCACACACACAACACACACUUGUUGUGUUGUGUGUUUAAACGUACCAGUAUAGUGCUCUAACACUGACUUUCUAACAAGUCAGCGCAGGCUCGGGUUGUGUUUUGCCCAGGGGCAUUUGUGAGAGCAGCGAGUUGUUGGGACAAGAAGAAUGGGCCAGGCCGCCUCUCCCGUCGAGGGCUCAAGCUCCGAGUCUGACUCAGAGGAAGGCUCCCGGGCGGUGGCCACGCAGGCAGACCCCCACGGGGUCGCGCAGGCCGAGACGCCGCCCGCACGGCGCAAGGGCAAGCUCGCCAGCGGCCUGAGCAAACUCUUCCACUGGAAGUGGAAAAAGAAGAAGCACAGUCAGAAGUUCGAGGAGACCUCGGCUGAGUUGGAGAGAAAGAUUUCGACGAGGUUGCCUCGGGAGGAGCUCAUCAAGAAAGGCCUCCUGCAGGAUUCUCCGGAAACGGGGGUUCCAUCCGUGUUGCCGAGCCUUCCCGAGGAGGAGCCAGAAAAGCCGGAGCAGCCGGAGCUUGGCAACGGGCACGUGAAGAGUCGGGAGGAAGCGCAAACCCAGCAUGGACUCGAGCAGCCGGAGCCGCAGCCCUCCCCAGCGGAGGUCCGGCCCAAAUCUGAGCCGUACAUCGUGGCUGAGAAGCCUUCGCCGGGACCGUCCAUGCGGGCAUCCGUGGCCCUCCCGCUCCCGGCGCACGCGCGACUCCAAGUCGACCGCAAAUCAGCCCUCGGGGCCGCCACCGCCGCUGCCGCCGCCGCUACUACCGCCACCGCUGAGCCCGGCGGAGCCAAGAGUGCCGAGCCCAAGGCUGCCGGAGGAGAAGCCGCGCCACCGGCCGCCCUCGUUAGCGUCCCUGCGGUCAAACCGGUCCCCUGCCCCAGGACGUCCAUCCACGUUGGCCCCGCGGCAGAAGGGGACGUUGCCGUGAGUGGCGAGACGAAGAGGGCCGAGCGUGCGGAAGAGCGGAGGCAGAGCAAGGCCCCCGAAGCGAACGGCGGUGACCCUGCGUGGGGGACGUUCCCACGCACCCAGGCGGGGAAUGGUCCUCCCCUGUUACCUCAAAAAUCAUUCUUCCCCAAUCCUAGCUCACUGAUGGGCAGCUUGCCUUCCCGUAUCACUUCUCCACCUCCGCCUUUACCCCCUAAGUCAACCUCCUCCGGGUUUGACGGCCACGCCGGGGAUUCGACCGCAGCCCCAUCGCCAUCCGUGGCCCCUCCAGUUCCUCCGAAGAAGGUCUCUGUGAACGCGUCAGGCGUUCCCAGACGCAAUGAAUCCUCGCGUCCACAGGAUCAGAGCCAUCCGCCACAUCCAGACAGCGAAAACCUCUCGGAACCCGAGGAGCCUCCUCCUCCGUUUGCGCCUCCGGCCGUCCACCCUAAACCACCCGCCUCGAUGCGGUCUCAGAGCACCGACUCCCCCAAGCUGCCCAGUAAAUCGCACGUGUACCACGCGCAGUCACGCUCGCCCGCCACGCAUCACCGCGUGCCGCCAGGUCACCCCAGCGACGCCCACCACGCCCCGACGCCCUGCCAGCCUCCCUCGCCCUCGCAGGAGUCGACGCCGUCCGGCCACUCGUGCGAACCCCAGGGUCUGCUGCUGCAGUCUCAGCCCAAGAACUUCAGCAGCGAGCUGAAUAAGCUGCUCAAAUUCGGGCCGCCGCCGCCGCCGGGGCGGAAGGUGGUGGUGAAGGCCCCGGAACCGGAGCCCGGCGAGGCGGGCGACGACGAUCAUCACGACGACAGCGGCGGCGGCGAAGAAGAAAGAGGGGGAGAGGCGGCCAUGCAGGGGGAUGCUGAUCACUCGCAGUCGGAUUCCGAUUCUGACGAUGGCCCGAUUCUCUACAAGAACGAUGAGGAAGGGGAAGAGGAGGAUGUACCAAUCACAAGUGCAUUUGCAAGCAAGGUCGCACGCAAAGACUCUCUCGCAAUCUUAAUUGGCCAGCAAUCCUCCUCCAAGGAUCAGGAGAACAAGAACCUCUCCCCUGGGCAGGCAGACCUUGAGCGGCUGAAGAUGCGCAUGAAUAUCGGCAACACCUUGACCCGACGCUUGAGCCAGAGACCGUCUGCUGCCGAGUUGCUGCAACGAAACAUCCUGAAACCGGUGGUGAAUGAGGACGAACAGCAAGAGGCGAAACAGGAGCUCAAGCGCAGGCUCACGCGGAAGUUGAGCAUGAGACCGACAGUGGAGGAGCUGCGUGAGAAGAAGAUCCUGCUCCACUUCAACGACUACGUGGAGGUGGCCGAGGCCCAGGAUUACGACCGCAAAGGCGACAAGCCGUGGACAAGGCUCACGUCCGCCGACAAGGCUGCCAUUCGAAGCGAGCUGAAUACGUUCAAGAGCACGGAGAUGGAGGUGCAUGAAGAGAGCCGAAUGUUCACCAGAUUUCACAAACCGUGACGGGGGCGGGGGCUGGAGCCAGCAGCAUGACUACCCUUCAAUGUGAGACUGUGAUGAAGGGGGGGGGGUCCUCCUGCUCCGUGCCGCUUGGACAUGGAGGGGAGUAGCGGGGGAUGAGCUCCCGGUGCGGUGGAUCUCCACGGACCGCCGUGGCGCCCCAUGCGCUUUGUUCCCUUCUGUGGGCCCCAAGCACUGACACACACUAAAGAUGGCAACUGACCCUGGAGCCAUCCUCUUAGCCUUAUGAGGAAGCUUUUUUAUUUAUGUUUUAUUGAUCGAUUAUUUUUUUAAAACGUAUAACAUUGAAAGCAUCGGGUCAGUUUCAUUAUUAAACAAAAUAACUGCAUGUAGUUUUGAAACGUUUAAAAAUGUAACAUUUUGUAUUGGGAAACAAACCUACGUCCCGUAACACGCCUGAAAUGAUGAAUAAUAAAUGCAAUGUGCCAUGUGGCAGUCACAUUCGCUUUAAUUGAGGUUAUCGAUUCAAAAAUCUGUCAGUGUAUUUUAUGACUCCUGAUGUCACUACCACUGCUGGGUACGAUAUUUGGAAGUAAAUAAUUAGAUUUUUAAAAUAAUUAAACUUGAAUAAAGCCUGCACUUAAAGUACAUGAUAUACAGGUAAACAUAGACAAUUUGUAUCCUAAACCUUAAGAGGCUAUUGUUAAACCGACUGAGUCAGAAUUAAAUAUAUCUGAUGAGUGUUAAAUACAAAAGUGAAUGUUUAAUAAUAUACUGUAUAUAGGUAGACGUUUAGAAAAGCGCUAUUCUGGUACACGGUCUCCAAACGCGUACAGCUUGCACUGAAUGAGCAUUCAAGUUUUCCUAGAACAAUGUUUGUACCACUGCUCUUGUCCAUAAACAAAGGUGUCGAUGAUGUGCUGUAAUGCAGAACUCUUUCACUGACAACUUUCCCUCGUGGAAUUUAACGCACGGCAGCAAGUGUGCGGCUAUUAGGGUUCCUUUGCGCAUUAUCAAGGCUAGCCCCGUAGCCUUAGCCCACCACAUCCAACCCUUAGCCCUAACACACUCUAGGGCAGUGGCUCCCAAUUUUUUCUGGACCCACGUGCACCCGUCAACCCUCAACAGAUGUUCGCGGGGCACCGUGUGGUGUUUUGUGAGAGAAGAAUCAAUGUGAAUAUGCAGCAAGUUGGGCGGAUCAUUUCCCACACAGGCUUGCGAACUCCAGAUUGGGAACCGCUGUUGGAGGGUAUCGGCUUUGUGAAUCUACAAAUGCAUUCGAUGAAGUCAUUCUUCGUUGUAGUAACAUUUGGUAUGCUGUGGCCGCACAGGUGGUUAAACAGGUGUGCUGGUUCUGCAUUUGCAUGUGAACUGGUAUAGUACCAUGUAUAUGCUCAACUGGAAUGCAAGACAGUGGGGAAAGGGUACGCUCAUCAUCAGUCGCCUUUCAUGACUGUCUCGACCGGUGUUUCUCAGCUCCUGCCCAGCCGAUUCGCGAUUACCAAAUAUUUUUUUAUAUUCGUAUGCAGCUGAGGCCACUGCACCCACCUUGGUAAUUAAUCAGGGAAAAGUUGCACCCUGCUGCUUUGUGAUGACUGCAGUUGAGAGUCCCUGGUCAAGACGACAGCAGUCAAUGUUGAAUAUAACGGACUGUACAGUUUCUCUGGUGUGUAAACACUGCAAAGCGUAAAAGAAAUGUUUAAAAUUGUCAUCGAAAAAAUUUUCAUUUUACUGACAUCGGUAUAGAGUUUGCAGAAGUGUGUAUAAUAUAGAUUGGUAGUGACCCACUUUAUAAUAAAAUUGAUUUAAGAGUCCUUUGAGUACAUUUUUUCAUAGACAUUUAAAAUUAAGUUAAAAUAUCGGCAUGGACAUUUGUAAGUGCUCAUUUGUUAAUAUUUACGGACAUUAAACAAUGUGGUGACUUUCUAACACACUGGAAAAUACGCUCAUGUUUAAACAUCGGCAUUAUGAAUGUUUUUUUUAUUCGAUGUCGCUCUUUAACCUCCACGAACAUGUGCAUUGCUUUAUGGAAUAUCCUUUACACCAUGAUGUAGUGGAUUAUUUUUUCAGCUAUCUCUAUGUUAACACCGAUGUCUUUGUUAAUGAUACACGACUAUGGUGACUUGUAUGGGUUUCUGAAAUGGUCAUGAUUCGUUUUUAAGUUAAUGUUGAAAUUUUUUGACAGUUUUCUAUUCACAAUGCCAAGUGGAUAUUGCCAAGAUUGGGGCCUGGUUCAUCUUGGCUUGUAUGAUUAGCACGCUUGGCUACGUGCGGUGCAAAAUAAGUUAUACAUACAUACAUACACACAUACAUACACACACACGCAUACAUACACAUACAUACAAAAUGCCUUAUGUUGCUUUGCGUUUUUCUAAAUGGAUUACGCAAACUAAGACAGCUUGGUGAUGCCUCAAGCCAGUUUAUUAACGCUGGCUAUCGUUUUGGUGUAAUAUACUGCUGAAUGUUACCAAACAACAAUUGUAUGCAUCUUGACUGCACGCCUUUAUCCAGUACAACUCCGUUUGGUGACUUAAAAUGUCUCAAUCACAUCGGUGUGGUCCUUCGUGACAGACAGGUCCGUGGUGACAGCCAGGUAAUCUCGGGGAACGUGAGCACUGCGGUACGUUUGUAAUUUGCUGAGAAUGGUGGCAUCGGUCUGCGGGUGAUUGUGAUGGUGGCAAUGCAGGUGCCCGUUUGAAACAAUAAUUGGACGUAUUCUUGGUUCUUUCGGUAAAGUCACGUAGAAGGGAAAUAAUAAAAUAA